AUGAAAUUCUCCUUACAGAAACUACUUGCACUCGGCUCAAUAGGUUUAUAUAGCGCUUUGGUGGCUGCAGAUGCACAAAAGCAAAAACCUUUUCAGAAUCACAAUGCACUUGAUGUCAAGUCUCUUCUAAAGCAGCAUGAUAAGCCGAACAUGUUGGAAGCGCACGAAAAGCAUUUUCAAGGAAAUACGUUAGCGUAUGUCACUCCAUGGAAUAACAGAGGCUAUGAUAUUGUGAAGGAAUUCAAGGGCAAAUUUGACUAUGUUUCUCCUGUAUGGUACUACAUUCAACGCAGAUCAUCUUUGGAGUUUGAUAUCGAUGGCGAGCAUGAUGUGGAUCAGGGUUGGAUGAAAGAGGUCAGGGAUGAGACUACGGGUAAAGGCAAGAUUUUGCCUCGGUUCCAGUUUCGUGGAUGGACUGGGGAUGAUUUGAAAUUGUUUGUAUCCAACAAAGCAGAGUCUCAGGCAUUGGCAGAUAAACUGAUGGAUCAAGUCAGUAAACACAAUUUUGAUGGUGUUGUUAUCGAGUGUGGAUUCCCCGCUUUCUUUCAAAUAUUUCUCAAUCAAUUAUCAACGCAGCUGCACAGAAACGAUCGCCAAUUGAUAGUUGUUUUGCCCGCCAUCAUGACUGAAGAGCACAGAAAAUACAUGACUCCAGAUAUAUUCAAAGCUAUGGCACAAUACGUGGAUCAAUUCAGUUUAAUGACAUACGAUUUUUCCAGCCACGAUCCAAACGGUGGCCCCUCAUCGCCUAUUGAAUGGAUCAUGGACAACAUUGAAUAUCUUGCACCAGAACCAGAGGAACGCAGUAAAUUAUUGAUAGGAUUCAACAUGUAUGCCAUGUCGUAUUUGCAAACGCGAGCCCCUGAGCCUCUGGUGAUGAAAACUAUAGUUGAAAAGUUACGAGAUCAGCCUAAGGAAAGGAUGUUGGAUGAUGAGCUGUUUGAUGAUGAUAUACCAGAUGACGAUAGUUCAACAGAGGUCUUAAAUUGGGAUUCAACAAGCCAGGAAGCUUGGUUUGUGGAUAUUGAUGAAGAUGGCAUUAGACAAGGCAUUGUUUGGUUACCUACAUUGAGGGCAAGUUUGACCUAG
Mucor velutinosus is the source of this 1089-nucleotide messenger RNA. RefSeq names its product ethionine resistance protein. Gene Ontology annotation, biological process: carbohydrate metabolic process. Gene Ontology annotation, cellular component: endomembrane system. The transcript has 7 exons. Lineage: Eukaryota; Fungi; Mucoromycota; Mucoromycetes; Mucorales; Mucoraceae. The record is from RefSeq and is a predicted model, not a curated record. Bases 1 to 1089 code for a protein of 362 amino acids. Gene Ontology annotation, molecular function: oligosaccharide binding; chitin binding.